Messenger RNA from Teleopsis dalmanni, 1151 nucleotides. It is a transcript of the gene Ppt2, whose product is annotated as lysosomal thioesterase PPT2 homolog. Gene Ontology annotation, cellular component: lysosome. Bases 154 to 1017 code for a protein of 287 amino acids. NCBI's taxonomy places the organism in Eukaryota, Metazoa, Arthropoda, Insecta, Diptera, Diopsidae. Gene Ontology annotation, molecular function: thiolester hydrolase activity. The record is from RefSeq and is a predicted model, not a curated record. The transcript has 5 exons.
AUUGAGCCUAGGAAAAUGCAUGAAGUGACAACAACAACAACAAUAACCACAAUAUUUAAAACAAAGUAAACAACAACGUAAACAAAAGAUUGCAAUUGAAUACAAUUUCAAAUUUUUAUUGAUGUGCGGAAGUUGAAGUAUUUGUGCGUCGCAAUGAAAUUUAGAACAAAUUAUUUUUUAAUAUUGGCAUUUUAUUUUUUACAAAUAAAUGCGGCAUAUAAGCCUGUUGUGAUAUUACAUGGAAUUUUGUCUGGUGCAGAGUCCAUGGUUAUAUUAGUACGCGAAAUUGAGGAGCGUCAUCCCGGUACUAAAGUGUAUAAUUGCGAUAAGUUUAGUGGUUGGUCCAGUUUGGAGAGUGCUUGGAGACAGGUGGAAGAAGUAAGAGAUUACAUUGACACAAUUGGUAAAAUACAUCCGGAAGGCAUAAUAGUUUUAGGAUAUUCUCAAGGAGGUUUGCUGGCACGAGCUGCUAUACAAUCGUUACCCAAUCAUAAUGUUAAAACAUUUAUAUCGUUGUCUUCACCGCAAGCUGGACAAUUUGGAACUAGUUUUUUGCACUUGAUCUUUCCUGACUUAGUAGCGAAAACUGCUUAUGAAUUAUUUUACUCUAAAGUAGGACAACAUACAUCAGUUGGCAAUUACUGGAAUGAUCCUCACAAAUAUGAUAUGUAUUUAGAAUACAGCGUCUUUUUACCAAUAAUAAAUAAUGAAAUCAAAAAUUCAAAUUCAACUGAUUUUAAAAGUGCUCUUAUUCGUCUUGACCAAAUGAUUUUAAUUGGUGGCCCAAACGAUGGUGUUAUUACGCCAUGGGAAUCGAGUCAUUUUGCUUAUUACAAUGGCUCUUUAGAUGUCAUACCAUUAAGCCAGCGUGAAAUAUACACAACCGAUGCUAUUGGACUGAAAACGCUUAAGGAAAAUGAUAAAUUAAAAAUUAUAGUUAAACCAUUUGUACAUCAUUUAACUUGGCAUACUAAUAGACAUGUUAUUAGAGAAGUUAUCCUACCAUAUUUAAAUUAAGUUGACUUUAAGCUCUCUUUGCGAACAAAAAUUACAUAAACAAAGUAUAAGGCUAUACUCUAAAUACAAGACUUUGGGUUAUCGUUAAGUAAAUAUUUAUUAUGUAAAACAAGUACAUAGUUAUAUAAAUAUUU